AUGAAACAUCAGAUUGAAUCUUCUAAUCGUAAUACUAAUAGUUAUAAUGAAAAGAAAGUAAUAAAUAUCGAUAUGAAUUUUAUUUUAUCUUGUUUAAUAAUCUUUAUAGCAAAUGCUGAAACUGUUUCUUUUGUCCUAGAUAGUGAAUCAUUUAAAAAUGGUUGGCAUAUUUAUUCAGAUAAUAGCAAUUGUAGUGUUAUACAAAAAAAUGGUAUGCUAUUUUUUAAGGAUAAUAUAACUACAGGAUUGAAAUUUGUUAAUGAAAACUCUGUAUCUACUAAGGAUUUUAAUACUCUUCAGUUUUAUUUCUUUUUUGAAGGAGAAAAUGAUACCAAUUUCACGGUUUCACUUUCAGAUGAUGUUGAUAAUAGAAGAAAAACUACUGGUUUGGUUGAAGUUAUAACCUUUACAGCUCAACCAAAUGUUACAAGCAAAAUUAUCCUUCCAAUUGACAUACAAAGAAUAAGGUUUAUGACAUUUAAAUUAGGAGAAGGUCAAACAUUAAGUAAUGAGAAUGUUAGAAUAAGAGAUUUAAAAUUCUCAGAUGAAGAAGUUUUUAUUGAGAAUGAUCCAGUUGAAAGAACAUCCUCAAACCAACUUGUCAUUUUUGAUCCAAUUGUCUGGCAGUGUGAAAAUGGAGUACCAAACAUUUUGAUAAUGUUUGGUGUUUUCUCAAUUUUUUUUAUGUUGAUAUAA
Molecule: messenger RNA, 696 nt
Organism: Entamoeba dispar SAW760
Lineage: Eukaryota; Evosea; Mastigamoebida; Endamoebidae
Exons: 3
Coding region: 1-696 (231 amino acids)
Source: RefSeq, a predicted model, not a curated record